Molecule: messenger RNA, 957 nt
Organism: Cotesia congregata
Lineage: Eukaryota; Metazoa; Arthropoda; Insecta; Hymenoptera; Braconidae
Source: the annotation of a GenBank genome assembly
AUGAAGUCAAGUAAAAAUAACGGAUCGAGUUCAACAAUACUGUGGGGUGAAUUACCAACACGAGAAAACCACAAGCAAGAAGUCAUAACGCCGGAUAUUAUUGAAAAUAUUUGGCGGCAAGUUUUGGAUGACUGCGGGUCUAAUAAUUCCGAGAUGGAUAAUUAUCAGACUGAACCUCAUCCUGAAUUUAUUCAAUUACCUAUGGAAAAUUCCCUGGUACUUAAUACAGUCGCUCUGCACCGUCAAAAAUCAUCAAUUAAUAAUGGAUUGAUAGUUCGCGGAAUUUCUACUGUAGAAAAACAAGAAGAAAAGCCAAGCAAUCCAUUUAAAUUUUUGCCUCCUCGAGAAAAACGCGAAAUUAAUAAAAAGUUUACCUGCAAUCUCCAACCUUCAACAUGCCGCAGUUUAUUAAAACAUGCAGUGACAGUUUUAAUAGCUCACAUCGGUUAUGAACAGUCGGUAGACACCGCAAUUGAAACCCUAGUUGACGUAGCCGAGACUCUGCUGCGAAAAAUUACGAUGAUGCUAAAGUUUGCCUGUGAGCAGCCAAAUUCUGGAUUUCCUGACCCGGUGGAGAGAAUUCUGGUGGAAACAGGAAUAGGAAAUGUUGAAGAGAUUCACAACUACUACCAGAACUAUGUAGUUAAAUUCGAGGAAGGAAUGAGGAAGACUGUCGAAGCUAUGGUUUGCAAACAACAAAUGGAGCUCAGCAGCGCCGCCAAGAUGGAACUGGACGAAGUUGUCAACAAGCUGCAAUUUGAUGAUUUAGAGAACUUUGUAAAUGCUUACAAAGAUGUCCCAACUCUCCAACUGCUGGAUCCAGAAAUUGGGUUUCCUCCAAGUUUGGACGCCGGGUUCCAGAUGCUUCAUAGUUUGGAACAAGAUGAGCUUAAUAAUCUAGAAGCAGAAGAAGAAGACUCGGAUGUUCACCAUAUAAAUAAAAAAUACAAGAAAUAA